Molecule: messenger RNA, 3773 nt
Organism: Cyphomyrmex costatus
Lineage: Eukaryota; Metazoa; Arthropoda; Insecta; Hymenoptera; Formicidae
Gene: Scgdelta
Product: sarcoglycan delta
Exons: 6
Coding region: 467-1486 (339 amino acids)
Biological process (GO): heart contraction
Cellular component (GO): sarcoglycan complex; membrane
Source: RefSeq, a predicted model, not a curated record
GGGAACGAAUGAUAGUGAUUCCUGUGCCAAGAGCUACUCGUUCGGGCCAAGCACAACUUGGCCGAGGCACAAUCGAGUGAAAGUCGCGUCGCGUCUUUCGCCAAGGGGUAGCUUCUGUUGCGCGCGUAAGGUAGGAGAAGGAAGAGAAAAAGAGAAAGAGAAAAAAAAACAUUUAACUCGAGCGGAGUGAAAGUCGGAGAAGCAGUAGAAAAUAAGGACAAAUUGACUGUCCCGGGAUGGAUGGAACGAAGAAUUCACUUCGGUGCGGAUUGCGCGGCACGGAGAAUAGUGGCAGUGAGAGUACGGUGACUGAGUGCUGAUCUUAGAUUGUGGACGGGAUGAGACUUACGAGGAGCAGACGGUCGCUACUCAGAGCUGCAUUACGAGAUAAAUGUUCGCGCGGUAGACCGGAAACAGUUACAAAUCGCCAGAGGAAUCGCCGCACACGGAGCACGGCAGACUGAGAAUGUCCAGAGGCCAAGGAGGGUGGUCCGACGAGCCCUGCACUUCCGGCAGUGUAAGUCGUCGCAGUGGAGCACGACAGGCAGCGGGAUCUUCGAGAUCGGCAUCUUCUACCGUGGAAGAGCGAGCUUCUAGUAACACACCGUGUAAAGGUGGCUUUAGAUUAGGAGUCUACGGCUGGAGGAAAAAAUGUCUUUAUUCACUUGUGUUAACCCUUAUGAUCAUUGUCAUACUCAACCUCGCCCUCACCGUCUGGCUUCUUAAGGUCAUGGGAUUUAAUUCCGAAGGUAUCGGCUCACUAAAAGUGGUGCCUGGGGGAAUCGAGCUAAGAGGUCAAGCUGCCGUGUUAGACGCCCUCGUAGCCUCUAGCCUGAGAUCUCAGAGGGGCAAAAACUUAGUGCUGGAAUCAUGGAGUAAUUUUACGGCCUCGGCGAGAUCUCACGAUGGUCGGCUUCUCGCGCGAUUAACAGUUGGAGAAGAUCGCGUCGAUUGUGUGUCUAGAGGUUUCCGAAUAACUGAUCCACGGGGAGGCGUGCUCUUCUCCGCGGACAGAGAACAAGUUAUCGUGGGAGCGGAAAUGUUGAGGGUGACCGGCGACGGUGGUGCCGUUUUCCAAGGGAGUGUGCAGACUCCGCUGGUCAGAGGAGAAUCAGGACGCGGUCUUAAGCUCGAAUCAGCGACGAGGUCCUUGAAGAUAAGCGCUCCUCAACGGGUGGUGAUUGAGUCCUGGGCGAACGAGAUUUCAGCCUCCUGCUUGACGGAUUUGAAACUGCAGAGCGUUCACGGAGCCAUCCGACUUGACGCUAAAUCCGUCUAUAUAAAGGGUCUGAAGACAGCGGUCCCGGUGCAAGGGCACUCAUCUAGAGAGCAACAGCAGCAGCAACAACAGCACUCUGGUAGAUCCUCGUCCGCUCAUCAAAGCCAAAAGGAGACGACCAUCUAUCAGCUAUGUGCUUGCGCGAGCGGCAAGCUAUUUCUCGCCAGGCCAGACGGCAGUUGUCAGGCCGACAAAUCGAUUUGCUAAUACAACUACGUGGUUCGACGAUGUAUUGCGAAAGUGCAGAAUGAUUCGUUAGGAAUCAUGGUGAAUUGUGUGACUCGGUGAUCUUAGCGACAGAAGGAAAAAGAGAGAGAGAGAGAGAGGAAGAGAGAAAUAAAGAACGGAAAAUGCACUGUACGAUCGGCUAUCGGCGCGAUCGGGGACGAGGCCUUCAUUGGAACACUGCAAACGAUAUCAAACGAAUCUACCGCGCCAAAAAUGGGCGAAAAUGCCCCAAAGUGCAACAAUAUAUUCGCAGCGAAGAAAGAGUUAGAGAGAGAGAGAGAGAGAGAGAGAGAAAGAGAGAGAACUCGGUAAAUAUACGGAUAGUCGAAGCUAAUUAUUCCCAGCACGCGCUAUUUUUCAAUAAACGCGGCGUACGAUACGCCUUCAAGUGCCGGGUGUCCUUCGAGAAUCUCUGGUUUAUUUAGGGCCUAGUCGAGUUAACAAGCGGCGUCACACCUCCCCCAAAGUGCAUACAUGUCAAUUAAAUGGAAUUGCAUCGAGCGCUUUUCCCUUUUUUCCUUCCCCGUAUUUUACAGUUCAACGUCAGUCACAUUUAAUUGAGUUGUCGUAUAAGGGCACAAUCGGGCGUUGUUGCGGCUUCAAUCCCGCGCUUAAGGCACACGUCAAUCUUCCCUAGUCACGACGUUUUACGGCACGAGCCAAUCUUCGUUCCGUAAAAUAUCCGACCGAUCCGGCAGCGAGACACGUGAAUAAACGCAUUGGGCGUUUCCCUCGCAGCGGGGAACGCAACCGGCUCGCGCGGGCACAAAGGGAAUUCUCGCGAGGUCUUGACCGGAAAAAUUCUCUCGAAUUCACGAGUAUUCGAAGAAUUCUCUCUGAAGAAUAUUCUUCCAAACGGCGUUCACCGAGAGGUCUUCCCUUUAACUUUUUCUCGCGCCAACGCCAUCGGUCAAUGGCAACAGAGGGAGAGCGCGAGAUUCUCGCCGAAAGUCAUCGUCUUGCAUUGUAAGAGACGUCUCGCAAUGCGACAUAUUUCCUCGCCGUUUCGCGGCGCGCUCACUCGCUCGGCACCCUGGAUUUGGCUCGAACUUGUAUAUUUGUUCUCUCGGCGGAGCGACAUUUGGUUCUCGAGAUAUCUAUCGGGGAUUCAGAAGAAAUCAGAUCUCCUUGAUACCGUGGAUGAAACGUGAAUAAUACUAUGUGUACGUAGCAAUGUCGCCGUCACUAUUCCGCGACGCGCGAUGCCGGACCGAAUUCUCAUCUUGCGUUUAUCGUUAAACCAUCAUUGAGUCCUUAAUCUUAAUCCUUUGUCUGAAAUCUAGGCCUCUUUCGGCCCAAGCAAAAUUUCCUUCUCAAAUUUCUCGAAAAUAAAAGAGGGCGUUGUCCAGUCCCCCCCGCCCCUCUUAGAAUAUUUUGUUAGUAAUAGAGAGAGAUGUCAAAAAAUAACUCUAAAUUUUUCUACAUUUUUCCAAAGCCUACUCUCUAAAUUCUUUGGAGUGGAAUCUCACUCUAAAGACCGAAAAUUGAAUCAGUCUUAAAAAAGAGUAGCUCAAUUUUCCACCAUUAAGAGAUUUUUCACUCUACGGAGUGAGAUUCACUCUAAAAGUUUUAGGGAAUAGAGCGAUAAAAAAAAUGUGGCGGAAAAAGAUCUAGAUUGCAGACGGAGAGUCAAAUUCAACGCAAUCUUAAGAAAAGGAAAAAAAUCAGUUAGCUGCAUGCAGGAUAUGAGACGAUUACUAAACGUGAUGCUGCAGAUGACAAAUGAAGACAGGAAUUCGGGACGCUUUGUAUCGCCGAGACAUAUCGCGCUUAUCGCCGUUAGACGAUGCCCGGUAAAAUCGAUUCGACGAACUCUCUUCGAGAUCAUUCCUCUUUCGUUCCCAUCUCCUCGUAGCAUCUCCGUCGUCUCCUUGAAUAUUCGAUACUUUAUAUCCUGUGUACCGGGUAUACGCCUCACACGGCGAAACCACUUGUAGGCAAAUCGUUCGUAGCUCCCCCACUAGUCCGCACUUUCGCUCGGUGCUGAUGGCGCGGGGCAUCCUUUCAGGGAGAUUACCCCUCGCGAAUCGCUUAUUUCUAACGCGGUGUCUGUUUAACCCGUGCUCCGAUACAAAGUAGAAGCGUUGUUGUAAGUAGAGCGACGGCUGCAUCGGGCUGCACGUGCCGCCGGAAAAGGCGAGAGAAAGUUAGAUAGAAAGAGAAUGUACAUGUGCGCAUGCUUGUGUGAACGUGAGACGCGUGAGAGAUUGUGACGGUAGUUUGACGCAACCGGAUCGAAUCGCGAUCCAGCUUGUACGCUGUACAU